Molecule: messenger RNA, 1761 nt
Organism: Phaeoacremonium minimum UCRPA7
Lineage: Eukaryota; Fungi; Ascomycota; Sordariomycetes; Togniniales; Togniniaceae
Product: putative trichothecene efflux pump protein
Exons: 5
Coding region: 1-1761 (586 amino acids)
Biological process (GO): transmembrane transport
Molecular function (GO): transmembrane transporter activity
Source: RefSeq, a predicted model, not a curated record
AUGGCGGUGAAUAAUACCGAAACCGAAGUCCAGGCUCCCAAGGAGCCAAAUGCGGACCAGGUCGAGCAUCUGACAGACAGCGAGAAAGCGAACAACCCAGAUACAGUCCAGACAUACAUUCCGUCCGAGGGCGAGUACAAUGUCACAUUCAAAACUUGGAUCGUUGUCGGCAUCCUGUCAUGGAGCUAUGGCGUCUCUUUCUGGAUUGUGCCUAGUCUUUCCAACUGUAUGACAGUUGUGGCAACUCAACUUGGUGACCCGACAGCUUCUGCCUUCUAUGUGGCGGUCUACACAAUGACUGUGACAAUUGCAUUUAUGGUCUGCGGAGCAAAUAGCGAUCUGUUCGGAAGACGCUGGUUUAUAAUCGGUGGAAAUGUCCUCAUGUUUAUUGGCUUCAUUGUCGGAGGCACAGCAAAGAGUAAUAAGGCUUUGAUUGCAGCAAUGGCUUUCAUUGGCUUCGGCGGAGGAAAUGCUCAAUUGGCAGCUUUCGCUCUACCAGAGUUGCUUCCCAAUAAAUGGCGGCACAUUGCCAUUGUCAUCGCUGAUAUCGGAGUGUACUUCGACGUUGUCGUUGGACCUGUUGCUGGUCGCUUCGCCGCAGUUGAUGGCGACUCAUGGCGGUGGAUUUUCUACGCGCCUGCCAUAUGUGCUGCGUUGUCUUUCGCAGGACUGUAUCUAUAUUACUAUCCCCCGGCACACCCUCGCGGCUUGCCGUUCAAGCAAGCCCUCCGCGAACUGGACUAUGGUGGAGCAAUCUUGUUCAUCAUUUCGGCGACGCUGAUCCUGACCGGCAUUGUCUACACGACUACACUUCCCUCCAGCGACCCCAAGGUUAUCGGGACGCUUGUCCCAGGCUUUGCGCUGUUGGUCGUAUUUGGGCUGUAUGAGACGUUCAUGCCGCUCAAGCAGCCCCUAACUCCAACACGCGUGUUCACUCGUGGCCAUGGCCGAGAGCUCACGGCCCCAUUCAUCGCCGCCUUUGUCGUGACUAUGUUCUACUAUGCCAUCAACGUCAUUUAUCCGACCAUGAUCUCUGUAUUCUUUACCAACGAGACGACUGACUUCCGAUAUGCCGUUACGCUCACACUCCCGGCUAAUCUCGGUCUCGUCUUUGGAGCGGUUCUGCUGACUCUCUUUGGCACAAAGAUCGGUCAUUGGAGAUGGACGUUGACAGGAUCUGUUACAAUCAUGGUUGUCUUUGGAGCUCUGCUCGCGCUGGGCACACCAACCAGGAAGGGUCUCGUGAUUGCGCUCGUAUUCAUCGAACAAAUCGGUUUCGGCUGGGCUCAGUACCUCUCAAUCGCGUUUGUCCAGUUUGGAACAGAUCAGACUGAGCUAGGAAUUGCUGGCGGUCUUGCGGGCGUCGCUCGGUUCGCUGGCGGAGCUGUAGCAAUUUCCGUCUACACCACCAUUCUCACCAAUGUCCAGACUAAGUCAGCAGCAAGCCUUGUACCCAAGGCGGCCCUUGCGGCCGGGCUGCCCUCGGGCUCUGUUCAGGCUCUUCUGAGCGCGUUGCCACUCGGCAGUGCAGCACUGUCCAAGGUCCCUGGCAUCACCACGGAUAUCAUUGCAGCUGCUGGUGCCGCCUUCCAACAAAGCUAUGUCGUCGGAUUGCGUACAACGGCCCUCGCUUCGCUCUCAUUCGGCAUUGUAGGCAUCAUUGCCUGCAUUUGCUGCCAGGACAUUGGCCCCAAGAUGAACGAGAAGAUUGAGAUUUUCUUGGAGAAUGAUGUCAAUGCUGACAAGAAUAAGUACCACUAA